Exophiala spinifera is the source of this 2496-nucleotide messenger RNA. RefSeq lists its product as uncharacterized. Lineage: Eukaryota; Fungi; Ascomycota; Eurotiomycetes; Chaetothyriales; Herpotrichiellaceae. Gene Ontology annotation, biological process: positive regulation of transcription by RNA polymerase II; DNA-templated transcription. Gene Ontology annotation, molecular function: sequence-specific DNA binding; DNA-binding transcription factor activity, RNA polymerase II-specific; zinc ion binding. Bases 1 to 2496 code for a protein of 831 amino acids. The transcript is spliced from 6 exons. The record is from RefSeq and is a predicted model, not a curated record. Gene Ontology annotation, cellular component: nucleus.
AUGCCAGAUCCUGAGGACAGGUCCCAGGAUGUGCAGCUUACCGAGAGCGAAGCACACUCGACCCCGACUAACAAACGCCGUAAACGGGCAGUGAGGGCAUGCGACGAGUGUCGCUUUCGUAAAGUCAAAUGCGACGGUCUCACUCCAUGUGAGCCGUGUCGGCAGAGCGAGAGACUGUGCACGUAUACUUCGACUAUUUCGCGGAAUACCGACCCACGUCUCAGGGCCAGAAUUCUCGAGGAUCGCCUGCGGAUUGUUCGCGCAAAACUGGAACAGGUCAAACUGGGGAAAUUGUCCAUUGAAGAUGCAGACCUCGACGCAGUCCUCAAUACUCGCGACGGUGGCCUGUUGGCUCCCGACGAUCACCCAGCUGAGGAAGACUCGCCCACUGACGAACAGGCCAAAGGCCCGAAGCUGGACAGUAUGAUGAGUCGUUACGGUCGCCUCGAAUCCGACGACCCCUGGGCUGCCCCCUUCUAUGGCGCUCCUUCAGGAGCUGCAUUUCUACACCGGUUGCAUGAGUUCUUUGGCAAUGAGAUUGGCUCCCCGCCAAAGUCGAACAACUCAUCUCCCUCUGCGAUCUCGCUGCUCUUCGAUGCUCCUCUUCCUACGGAUGGAUCUCUCGACAUCGCGCCGCCGAUUGCCCCUUUGCUACCUCAUCGUGCGACAGCUGCGGCGCUGGUAUCUGUUGUUCUGGCGUACGCCUAUCCAAUUUUCCUGUUUCUGCACGAGCCGACUUUUCAUGAAAUGGUGGAUCGCAUCUAUACAAAGGACCCUGUCCAGUACAACCGUGACGAUCGUGCUUUCUUACCAUUGUUCUUGCUAGUCAUGGGCCUCGGCUACCUGUUCAGCCAGUCAGAACACCAGAAACAUGGGUGCCGACAGGCCGUCAGCCAGGCGAUGAAGCAUUAUCUCGCAGCGCGCAAGAUGGUUGAUAUUACCACUUGUCGAGACCUUCGCUCGUUGCAAAUUCUACUGUGUUACACUCUCUUCCUUAUUUCCACAGCUAGAAUGGCGUCGGCCCAUGCUUUCCUGAGCCUGGCUUGUUCGUCCGCCUUAAGGCUAGGUCUACAUCACAGAUCAACUCAUGACGCCACAAUCUCUCGCCGAGACCGCGACACCAGAAGAAAGAUCUUCUGGACUAUUAUCAAGCUGGACAUGUACCUGAGUGCAGUUCUAGGUCUGCCAGCACUGCUUGAUCUGCACGAUGUCGAUCCUGCCAUCGACUUGACGUUAAAUGAGGCCAUUCAUGAAGCUACGUCAGGGCUCCCGAGUCGUGAGGCCGUCCUCCUCGGCGGCUCUGCCAAGCACUUGGAGAUCAUGCGUAUCAUCUCAAAAGCCAUCAAAGCAUUGUAUCCAUUACCGUCCGCAACGAACGAGGUUCCUGGGAGAAGUGGGAAAAUUUCAAUCAGUCUUCGAAGCUUGGAGGAGAUCGAGGCGCAAUUUCGGACUUGGGGAGAGAGUACUUCAGAGCUCCUGGCCAAAGGAGACGAUAGUUCACCCGACUUCAUACGGCUCAAGUUCGAGUUGGAGAUGACGUCUUUCUUCGGCAAGAUUGUGCUCUACCGACCUUUCCUACAUUACCUAGCCAAAUCUUCCGAUGGCCUGCCGACGGCCCAAAAGGCGUCUCAGCGAGCACUUGCGUGUAUCAGGAUUGCCUCGACGGCGAUCACUCGAUCUGAGGCCAUACUGCAACUUGGUUUAUUGCCUCCGGCGUCAUGGACUUCCAUAUAUACGAUCUUUCUCUCUGUGGCAUGUCUGAUUUUCCUUAUUGCAACUCGAGACGGUCCAAAGAACCCAAUCGAGGCAUGGCGCAAGGCAGAAAGUGGUAUCCGGUUACUGGCUUCAACGACGUGCCACGAGACAGGCUCGAAGCAGUGCCUUGGAAUUUUGCAGGAACUUGUCCGCUGUCUUUCGCAUAAUGUGGACUUUGAUAUACCGGCUAUAGAAGCAUCAACAAAGCGGGUAUGCUCAGCCAAUAGUCCGGGUGACCAGUUCCCAGUCCGUGGUGACGCGGCUGGAAUGCAUCCUCCCUUGCAAAAUGUAGCUGCAUUCACCCACUCGGCAGCACCGCCCAGAAUCGAUAAUCGAAAUUUUGUUGUAGCUGGGCAAUGGCAAAUGACGGAGCCGCAAAUGCACCUCCAAGGUCAGGCGAUGCCUCACAAGAUGCGGCAUGAUGAUUAUCAUUACGACCCGACCCUGGCGCAAAAUGCCCUCGGCUUCCCUGGCGUGGAAAGCACCGGAUGGGAUGCUAACUUACAGGAUGCCGCCCAGGUAAAUACUGCCCUUCCUGUGGUAGUCAUUAUGAGAUCUGGCUCCCCCCAUGGCCAUCUACAAAAGCUGACCAAAGUACAGGUGACAACUGCUGCGGAGUCACUUGCUGAUGAAUUAGUCGACGUCCCCACGUUGCAGAAUUUCAGCUGGCCACAGGAAGGCAUAACGGAAAACUAUUUCAGUGAUAUUCUCCUUUCCAAUGACAUCGGACAACAGGGGUAA